AUGGUAAUCGACGAAUUGUUAGAAGCUAUACUGAUAUCCACAUAUCAACUUCCAUCAAAUUCACGAACAAUACACCAGAUUAGUUCUUUACAACGAUUUCAACAGACUAAUACUACGCCUUCCACUACUAUACCAUCAUCUUUGAAUAAAACAUCGUUAUCGAGUAUCAAUAACAAUAACAAUAAAUUUAAUAUUUGUGUAACUGUUGUACGUGAUCGAUUUCCUUUGGAUCCUCAAUGGAAUAAAUUCUAUUCUGAUCAAUGGUAUAUGAGUUAUAAACAUUUGUUACCAAUCACUUUACCAGGUCAUCAUAUUACCAUUGGUCCAGUAUUAAGAAUUACUAAUUUAUUACCAUGUGAUAUGAUAUUUUUUAUUUUCGAAACUGAUAUUAAUGGUACAUUGGGAUCGAAAGAAGAAGCAUGUGUUCAUAAUAUAUACGAUGAUGAAGAGUGUCACUCUAUAGAUCAUGAACGUUAUAAUACAUCUCUUAACUCAACUGGUUUAAUAAAUAACCAAAAGAUAUUGACUUCAGAUUCUAAGAUUAGCAUGGAAAGUGCAAUAGAAUUACAAAGACUGCUUUUAGCUUCAGGGUAA
Molecule: messenger RNA, 594 nt
Organism: Schistosoma rodhaini
Lineage: Eukaryota; Metazoa; Platyhelminthes; Trematoda; Strigeidida; Schistosomatidae
Source: the annotation of a GenBank genome assembly